AUGACUGUAAAAGUGAUUCGGUGGGGAAUCCUAGCUACGGGAAAUAUCGCGCAAACAUUCACGAAAGAUCUCUUGGUUGACCCUGCGACUCGCGAUGUAUACACAGUGAAGCAUACUGUCGUGGCUGCAGCUAGCUCUUCAGGCGUUCAGCGUGCUCGAGAAUUCCUUGAGCAAGUCAAGGCUCCCCCAACAGCAAGGCCGUACGGUUCUUAUAUCGAUCUCGCUCAAGAUCCGGACGUCGACAUAAUCUACAUCUCCACACCCCACUCCCAUCAUUACCAGAAUGUCAGACUCUGUCUCGAAGCUGGAAAGAAUGUUCUAUGCGAGAAGGCUUUCACAGUCAAUGCGGUGCAGGCGAAGGAACUCGUUCGUCUAGCUCGGCAGAAGGACCUCUUCCUCAUGGAAGCCCUCUGGACUCGCUACUUUCCCUUGUCGAUCUAUGUCCGUGAUACCAUCACUUCUGGAAAGCUGGGCACCAUCAUCAGGGCCUUUGCUGACAACUCUUUGAAUUUCGAGCUAGAAAAGAACUUCCACAAGGAGCACCGUAUGGUUAGCCCCGACUUGGCAGGUGGCGCCCUUCUCGACUCAGGGAUCUAUGCAUUAACCUGGAUAUUCCAAUCUGUAUACACGACACAGCCCGGGGACACUUGUAAGCCACCUCGAGUGUUGUCCAGUGUACGGAAAUAUGGAGCUACAGGUGUCGAUGAAGCAGCCACUAUUCUGCUUAGCUUCCCACGCGACGCCCAGUUGGGUGGGGAUAUACAUGCUAUUGCAACCACCAGCUUCCUUGUGUCAAACAAUAUUGACGGCAAAGGAACGAGCGGGCCUGCUGUUCGCAUACAGGGCCAGAAUGGUGAAUUACAAGUGUGGCCACCACUCUGGCGACCUAAUCGAACAAGACUUAUCCUUGCCGAUGGAACUGUUGAAGAUAAGACAUUCCCAAUACCUGGCCCCGGUAAGGGGAGUGGCUGGUAUAACGGCUAUCCUCUGGUUGGCAUGAAUUCUGAGGGUGAGGGAUAUGGUAUGUUCUGGGAAGCAGACGAAGCAGGGAUGGCACUUCUAGAAGGCAGGAAAGAAGGAAUAUACGAAAGCUUAGACGAGUCUGUCGUAAUUAUGGAGGUUAUGGACGAGGUCCGCAAGCAGUGUGGAUUGGUUUAUCCGGAGAACAUCGAGAGCACAGUGGCGACGGAGUUGUAA
Molecule: messenger RNA, 1197 nt
Organism: Cladophialophora immunda
Lineage: Eukaryota; Fungi; Ascomycota; Eurotiomycetes; Chaetothyriales; Herpotrichiellaceae
Exons: 2
Coding region: 1-1197 (398 amino acids)
Molecular function (GO): nucleotide binding
Source: RefSeq, a predicted model, not a curated record